Messenger RNA from Pungitius pungitius (ninespine stickleback), 3187 nucleotides. RefSeq names its product outer dense fiber protein 2-like. NCBI's taxonomy places the organism in Eukaryota, Metazoa, Chordata, Actinopteri, Perciformes, Gasterosteidae. The record is from RefSeq and is a predicted model, not a curated record. Bases 619 to 2862 code for a protein of 747 amino acids. The transcript is spliced from 17 exons. Gene Ontology annotation, cellular component: centrosome. Gene Ontology annotation, biological process: regulation of cilium assembly.
CAGUUUCUUUAACCGGAAAUGAACUCGUCUCAAUCAUUUCCUAGAACAUUUUAAAUUGCUAAACUGCACGCAUUUCCCUUUUACACAAUUUCACAAUUACAAAAGAGGCCAAUUAUUAUCUACUCUAAUAGUAAAAUUCAUUUCAAUUUAUAUUAGAAUUCAUGCGGUUCAAAACGUAUUGAACGUGUGUUAACCGCGUUGUCCUCCAUUUUGGGGUAACGUUACAUACAGGUUUUACGAGUUCUUUGUUCAUUUGGAGUCAGAUGACGGGGGGGGGGAUAUAAUAUUUAGCUAUAUAUUUUAAUGUUGUUCAUAAGCCGCUUGACAAGUAAUAAUGCGUUUUAACAAUUGGUUUAAGCGUCACCCGUUACUUUCAGUAGUUGCCAGGGGCAACGCUGAUCGUAAACUCACUUCCGCCAAUCACGGAACGAGAUAUCACGAAGGAGCCAAUCAGAGGACUCGUUGCUAGAUUGAAAGACGCGUCCGCUCCAAAGACAAACGCCGAGAUUGAGCCGGGUAAACAUGGAGCUGACCGGCAGCCCGGGCCCAAUGGACUCUGAUGGAUUAGUUCGCUCGGGUCACAGUGGAUUCUGAUCGCGGCCCGAAUGUUGUGAGAGAAUGAAAACCCGGGAUUCACCUCCGCCGCAGCCGGUUCACGUGCACGUACCGGAGACCACACCUGUGCACGUUCACAUGAAGAGGAGUCCCAGCAAGACCCGUCAGAACCAGACCAAAGAGGGCCAGGUGAGGGGGGGUGAGGGGAGGCCGAAGGUGAGGACCCCGUGGAUCCCUCCAGGAAGGCCGUCCUGCAGAAGAGACUCGUACCAGUCUCAGAGAAGCAGGGCGGAGCAUCGCUCAGGAGGCGGAGUCAGACAUCAGCGUGAUGAGGAGGAGGAGGAGGAGGAGGAUGAAGAGCUCGCUGCAGUGUCCAAGAACCUCAGCGUCCUCCUCAGGGAGCAAGAGAGCAAGAAGGCAGAUUCUGGGGGGCGAGCCCGAGGGACGGACGUCCUCCUGAGGGCUCUGGUAGAAGCAGAGAUCGACGGCGUAGCUGUAGCCAAUCAGCUGACGGCCCUGAAGGAGGCCAUCGACAGCCUCUCCAGGAACAAGCGGCUGUCGAAGGCGGACCCGGCCUCGCUGGGGCGACAGCGAGAGCUUCUGAUGGAGAAGAUCGAGAUGUUCGACAACACCAACCACAGCCUGCGAGAGCUCCUCAGGGAGCGCAGCGGGAACGAGAGGGAGUCCCUGGUGUGGGCCGAGCAGAAAGACGCCCUCAGGCAGAGGUUGAGCGCCUGCGAAGCAGAGAACGUCAGACUCUCGGCUAAACUCACCAACAAGGAGAGAGAGGCCUCUCAGCUCGCCCUGCACUUGGACUUUGAAAAGGACAACGUGAAGACGACGGGGGACUUCUCGAGGCUCCUGCAGACGACUCGCUGCCAUCUGGAGUCGGAGCUGAAGCGAAGGGAAGCAGAGACGCUCCAGCUGGCCGCUCAGAUCCAGAGGAUGCAGCAGAGCCACGAGCAGCAGGAGGAGGAGCUGCACACUCUGCAGGAGGAGCUGCACACUCUGAGGCAGCGGGGGGAGCAGGAGGAGGCCGAGGAGGAGGGGGGGGCGCGUCGGGACCAGGAGGCGCUGACCCUGCUGACCCAGCGGGCCGAGAGGGCCGAGGAGUCCGCCGGGCAGCUCGCCGCAAACCUGCAGGAGAAGGAGUCCCAGCUGGCUCAGACUCUGUGUGCGUCCAGCGACUGGCGCCGGCGCCACGCCAAGGAGGCGGCGGCUAGAGGGCGGCUGGACGAGGACGUCUGUGCUCUGAAGCUCCGGCUGACGGAGCUGACCUCUGACCUCCACUCAGCGGAGGAGAGGAGUCGGGCGGAGCGGGAGGAGCUCAGCUCGUCCCUCCAUCACCUCAGCGCCGAACACGCCUCCACCCAGAUGGACAACCGACGCCUGGGGGGUCAGCUGACGGCGGCGGAGCAGAAGCUGCGCGACCUGCAGUCUGAAGCCCGACUGCUCAAAUCCUCCAUCAGAAAGCUCGAAAAGCUGGUGGAGAGAUACAAGAAGAAGGUCCAGCAGCUCCGCCUGGAGUCGGAGGAGCACCGCCUGCAGCUGGAGGCCACGCGGGAGGAGGCGCGGGAGGCGCAGGCCAGCCUGGAGGCGGAGGCCACGCGGGUGAAGCGGGAGCUGCUGGGCCGCCUCGGGGAGCUGGAGGCGCUGCCCGACCGGCUGAGGAGGGCGGAGCAGCAGCUCCGGGGCGCCGAGCGGGAGGCCGACGCCCACCGGAGGAGGAGCGAGGAGCACGGCUCGGCCCUCGCCGAGGUCAGACGCAAGGUGGAGCAGCAGGGCGCCCAGGUGGAGGCGCUGCAGCAGAGGAACCUGCUGCUGCAGGAGGAGAACAACGUUCUCAAGGAGAAGAUACACAACUCAGAGAGGCGGUUGGAGGACCUGAAGCUGGAAAACCGAGAGAUGUCCCAGGCGCUCCCGUCCAAGGAGGCGGCGGCCCGCGGCGUGCAGCAGCAGCUGGAGGAGAAGACGCGCGAGUGCAGCGCCGUGUCCAGACAGCUGCAGCAAGCUGUGGAGGACGCACAGAGACAGGUGGACGACGGCAUGCAGAGGGUUUUGGCCAAAGAGAGAGCGUCUCAGUCCAAAGCCCUGGAGCUGCAGAGCCAGCUGAGCCGGGCCAGAACCGAGCAGAGCCAGCUGCAGCGGAGCAAGGCGGAGAUGGAGCGGCGGUUCCAGAGUCAGCUGCAGAACAUGAAGGACCGGCUGGAGCAGUCGGACUCCACCAACCGCAGUCUGCAGAACUACGUCACUUUCCUCAAAACCUCGUAUGGAAACGUGUUUGGCGACUCUUUGCUCGCGAGCUGAGGAGCAUUCGUUCAUUCUCAAAGCAAAGCAGCCCCCAAAUAACAUGCAUUAACUGUUAUUUUUCACUGGAGAGUUUUAUAUUAUGUAUGAAAUGAAUAAAGAACUUUUUAAAAUGCUCAAAUUAUAGUUGCCUGAAAUGUAUUGAUAUGCCUUAAUAAAUAAUCCCUUGCAUUGCUACUCAAAGCCUCCAUCUGUCAUGUCAAAUAAAAACUGAAUGUAUAAAUACCGUUCUGAUAAACACUCUAAUUGUACUUGUAACAUUUAAUAGCUGUUUCCCUUUUUUUAUGGUAAAUCUAAAAUUCCAACUAAAUAAAAUGCGUCCUAC